Messenger RNA from Vitrella brassicaformis, 2419 nucleotides. The record is from the annotation of a GenBank genome assembly. Lineage: Eukaryota; Vitrellaceae.
GCAUCACUGAUCCGAUCCAUUGCAGUGAGUGAAGUAACACAACACAGGUCAUGUCUUGUCCAAAAGUGCCAACUGGCAACACACUGACUGCCACAUCCACUUAGUCUGACUAGCCCCGGUCGGUUGGACACAUCCCAUCCAUCCAGAUAUCCAUUCAUUCAAUUGACAUGCGUCAUAUCAGUCACGAUAUCACCCUCACGAACGGCCCCACUUGCGCCAGCUGGUAAGCCUCACACAGCACCUCGUGCAUCUCCCUGUGUCGCUUCAGCGUCGCCCUGAAACUGGCCGCCCACACAUCCGCAGCCCCAUGGCCAUUUCCGCCACCACUCGGUGACGAGGACUGCUGCAGGGCUUUCCACGCAUCGCAGAAGGCCACCACGUGCGCGGCACCGUACUUGCGGACGAGCCGCAGGAAACCAUACUGAGCUAUCAAGUGCUCGGCCAGGUCAACCUGCACACAUUAACCAAAUGAGAGAGGGAGGUGUGAGCAGAUGUCAUCCACCUGGUUGUCGGCCAUGGCUUUGAGAGUGGAUGCCCUGAACUGCUCGAGGAACAGGCCAGCUUGCACGUCGAGCUCAUCUGGGUAGGUCCUGAGCAGCUCGAGCAGGGAGGUAGCCGAGGGGAGGUUGCCCUCCCCGAUGGCCUUGGCACUCGCCACCGAGGCCUUGGUCCACUCCCUGACACAAACACACGCCACAGACAGAGGACAGAAAGGAGUGUAUGUGUGGGUGUGUGGGUGUGUGGGUGUGUGGGUGUGGGUGCUUACUGGAAGACUUUGAAGAGGGCCUGGUUCUUGAAUGCCUCCUCCAGCCGCUCAUAGCCAGCGAAGAACUGGAAGAAACACGCCACAUCAUCUGAACGACACACCACACACACAACGCUCACAUGAUAUCAUGAAUCGCAUGGCUUCCCACAUCUGUCUGCCAGCUUGUCGGUCUCUCUUACUUGCGACGGUUUCCCACAGGUCAGUGCCAUCCUUGUCCUUGUGUGCCUUGUCUGUCGCGGCUUGUUUGGCGUCCUCGAGCAGCCCCAGCACCACAAUGUCGGCCUCCAGGUCCACCAGACGGUUGAAAAACCGACCGUCAUCAAGCGAAUCCUGACAAGCACCAGCCACACAGAAUGCGAUGAAGGUCAUCCCUGUGUGUGUAUGUGUGUGUGUCAUGAGAGGUCAUCUCUCUGUCUUCAGACAUCUGACCCACCUGCACGUGCUGCAGCAGAUGGUCCGACAGGUACUGCCCUCGCACUCGCACGCUCCGCCACCCGCCACUCUCCCCUUCGCCCUCUCUCUCCACCACACCGCCCAUAGCAUCAUGCCCACCCAACGGCAGGCGCCUCCCGUGCACACGCCUCAGUGUCGGGUACAGCGACGGGAACCGCGGCAUGACCGGCUGCUGCUGCUGCUGCUGGCUGGCAUCUGUGUCUGUGUCGCUGUGUGGGGGAGUUGGGGUCUCGUGGGUCUCCCUGAAGUCCUCACAGAGGUCGUAGAAGGCCUUGCUGUCCUCCUCGUUGAAGAGGUACUGCGAGAGGUCCACCAGCAGCCAGUCGGCGCCAUGACUCUCACCACCCUCAGUGUCGCCAGCAGCACACGAGACUGCCACAGCCAGCAGCUCCUGGGUGUAGUCCUUGAUGGCAACGUCAGUAUAGAACGGCGCAACAUCUGCUGAUGUGGAUGCCUCGUCGGCCUCCUCCUCCUGCUGCUGCUGCUGCUGGUGGUCUCUCUCGCCUUUCCUCCUCAGACCGCCCUCAACCAGACCAUCCAACAGCCCCGCCAUCCUCUCCGCCCGCUGAGCUGGCUGCAGGGACCUGGCAAGCUUCGCCAGCUGCGCCCUGGCCUUCCUGAAUGUGAGCUGCUGCUCCAUGUGUGUGUCGCUGAGCCAGCUGGUGGAGGAGGCCUGUCCGAGGAUCUCCUGUGUCUUGUUGAGCAUGGAGCGGAUCUGCGCGUUGGCGGGCUGGAUUGCCAGGGCGGUGCGGAAGGCCACCUGGGCGGCGUGGAAGGACCGGUUGCGGAAACACGCAGUGCCCAGCCGAUGCCACGCCUGCACGCGCCCACCGACGGAACAACCAACACAGAUGUGGUGUGUGCGUUUGAUGAGUUCACCUUGAGGUUGUCGGGGUCUCUCUGGAUGGCCAUCUUGGCUGCCUGGAUGGCCUCGAUGGGCCGCAGCAGUCUCAGGUGCGCCUCGGCCAUGUUGGAGUAGAUCAGCCCGCGUGUGGCUUCAUCACCACCGUCGCUGUCGGACUGCAUCGCCACGCCCUGGGCAUAGAGUCUCAGGGCGCCCCCGUAGUCGCCUCGUGUGAAUGCAGCGUUGCCUUGUGCGCGGCACUCAUCGAUGGUUGACGGAAGGGGCGGUGCAACGAAUUCAGCUGAAGAUGACGUGUCCAUUGCACAGACAACAGUACCCAGACCGCAGAUCUGGAC